Aureobasidium melanogenum CBS 110374 is the source of this 318-nucleotide messenger RNA. RefSeq lists its product as uncharacterized. The transcript has a single exon. NCBI's taxonomy places the organism in Eukaryota, Fungi, Ascomycota, Dothideomycetes, Dothideales, Saccotheciaceae. The record is from RefSeq and is a predicted model, not a curated record. Bases 1 to 318 code for a protein of 105 amino acids. Gene Ontology annotation, cellular component: membrane.
AUGCCACCCAGCACUGUCGCCUACAUUCUUGCCUCUUUGACCGCCGGUGGUGGCACAAUGGGCUACAUCAGGACUGGCUCUGUUCCCUCCAUCGCUGCUGGUGUCACUGUCGGCUCUCUCUACGCACUUGGUGGUUACAGAAUCUCCAACCGCCAGCCCUACGGUGUUGAGCUGGCUCUGCUGGCCAGUGUUGUUCUUGCCGGAAGUAGUAUUCCCAGAGCCAUCAAGUCUGGAAAGCCCCUUCCUAUUGGCCUGAGUCUUCUUGCUGCCUAUGGUCUCUACAGCUUCGGCUCUGCCUGGUCUUCUAGAAUCCGUUAA